This is a messenger RNA of Orussus abietinus, 2720 nucleotides long. RefSeq lists its product as uncharacterized. NCBI's taxonomy places the organism in Eukaryota, Metazoa, Arthropoda, Insecta, Hymenoptera, Orussidae. Gene Ontology annotation, biological process: calcium ion-regulated exocytosis of neurotransmitter; synaptic vesicle endocytosis; cellular response to calcium ion. The record is from RefSeq and is a predicted model, not a curated record. Gene Ontology annotation, cellular component: axon; synaptic vesicle membrane; dense core granule. The transcript has 5 exons. Gene Ontology annotation, molecular function: phosphatidylserine binding; clathrin binding; calcium ion binding. The coding region runs from base 483 to 1706 and encodes 407 amino acids.
UCGACCCUGUCCCGGGACACAGAAUUGACCGUGAAAUUGACCCAGAAUUACUCGCGUGGAAAGUUAAUUGACCGCGUGGCUUGACAUCCUCCCAAUUAUCGGGCUCGUGUCAUCGCUCAUCGAGACGUGAGGAUUUCUUUGGGAGUGGUCGUGGGUGAUGCGAACGUCGACAUUGCCGAAUUGUCAAUCCGAUAACGAGACACGUGGAGGUCCUUUGCCCCGCGCGAGUCCUGAGCGCGACUUUAAGGACCUCUGGGAAGGGUCCACGAAUGUGCGCCCAGAGCAGGUUUCUUUCAACCCGUGGGAAAGGAAUCCUGAAAUUAUUUCGAUCACUUCCGAGAAGGAAGUCGAUUAGAAUGGUGUACGUGUCCGGCGCAAUUAAAUAAGGGUGUCUGAAGAUAACACCGUGACUCAGAGAUAUCCCAACCGCUCAUUGGCGAUCUUGACCACUUUGCGAGGAGGAUCGACCAUUUCUCAGGAAAAUGGCGAUCGCGAAGAUCAAGAAUUUCAUCGACAGCAGUAUUAAGUCGGUCUCGACCCCUUUGGAGCGCACGGUGAAUUUGGAGCCAGAAGUCGGAAUCAAAAUAAAUCACUCGAUCAAUGAGAAGGCGCUCUUCGUGACGGUAAUUGGAGCCAGACAUUUGCCCCAAAAUUUUGGCUUCACCAGGGUCAACAGCUACCUCGUCAAGGUGAAGCUCAUCCCAGGAAAGGAGAAGUUCGAGACGACGACGAAGAACGAGUCCUGGCCACAUUGGAACGAGGAGUUCAAGUUCUCCCUGAGGAAGGAGACCAAGUCGAAAUUCGGGAAGACCAAGGUCGUCGAGGAAGAGAUCGGCGCUUCGAGGUUCAUCGUGGCGACGCUUUACGCGAUUUUGGAGGAUAAACCGCUGAUAGCGACCGAGAGGAAGGAGGCUGAGAAGGAGAAGGCCAAGGGAGAGGCCUUGAAGAAGGAUGGAAAGCGGAAGGACUCGCAGAGCGCGGCUUCGGGCUCGCAGGAGACCACGAAGAGCAAACUCUUGGGCCAGUUUUUUGGAAAGGGGACCGACAAGGUCGGCGACGGUACCGGGGUCGAGAGGAGGGAAAGAAUGGACAAGCGAAGGACCAUCGGGGCCACCACGAUACCUCUGGAUCCGAAGAACUUCACGGCGAAACCGACGAAACCUAAACACUCCAGCGACGUCUCCACUGGAGAACUUUGGAGAACGCUCAGGCCGAUUUCCAGCGGAAUUUCUGGGGCCGAGGAGAGAAGGGAGAACAAGAAGGGCCAGGUCGAGGUCUUGCUCUGCCAGGAGAAGAGCGACAAAAAGGACGGAGCUGGUCGGCUGGUCUUGACUUUGCAGCGUUUGAGGUGUUCUUUGCAAACGAUGCACGAGCACGAGGUCCUCAAGGGCCAGCUUUAUAUCAAGAUGUCCGUCGUGGAUGGUGGGAGGGUCACUCACUUCUGGAAGAGCGACCGGUUCGCCCCUACCAUAUCCAUGAAGUUCAAUCCUGAGAUGGCGAAGGUGGUCGCGGACAACCCUUACGAGGGCGCUCUAAGUACCGUCAGCUUUGUCGUCAAGUUUGUCUCGAAAAAUAAAAUGGGGAAGAAGACUACCGUGGGCCAUUUUGUUAUCGGACCUGAUGUCGUCGGGGCUUAUGGAGAACAAUGGAAACAGGCUCUAGCGAAACCUGGACAGCAGGUCACCAAAUGGCAGUCUUUUGAGUGAAGAUGAAAGAGAGUUUUGGGGCUGCUAUGUAAUUUUAAGUUUCUGCGUCGGACGUAGCUCAAUGUCAGAAAAUGCUUUAGAGGAAUGUUGUUCGGUACUUUGUGUCGAGUGAUUCGAGUAAGAGCGAUUUUUAGUAUUACGUUGGAUUUAAGCGGAACAUUGAAACGAAUGGAUACGCUGUAGUGGCGAGCGAAAGACAUCACACGUUGAAAUUUUAUUUUUUGAACUUUUAUGACUAAGCGAUUUGUAAUGAUUUUUUAGAGGUUUUUUUCGGAGUCGUAUUGUCACAGUUCUUGGACACAAAUGGCGGGUAAUUGUUCUAAUUGUCACUCAAUUACAGGACACGGGUUAACGCCCUUCUGUUCCAGAUCUUCGAAGAGAUUAACCGUCCUUUAAUUAGCUUUACAAGUGAAUCAAGCGAUCGCACUUUAUCGUUAAGCGCGAAAUCAAAAAUGUAAAGGGUUUUAUUUGUCGCCAAUUCUUGUCUAGUGUCAUAACAAUCUCUAAUCAUUAAUUGUUUCCAAGAUCGCGACCUUUUGAAGACUGCACGUCGAGUGAAUGUGAAUUUUUACUACUUGCAAGGGAGGAAAAAUGCCAUUGCAACAAUUGCACCAAGAACAGAUAAAUAUUAAUAUAUAAAGUAUACUCAUACUUAGCAGUUAGUGAGAGCGAAUGCGUGUACAUAUGUAUACUGUUCAAAAGAAUGAUAUUCUUAGAUAAGACACGAAGAAGGAAGAUUGUCCAUUGUGCCAUUGGGAGAUUUUAUACAUUUGAGGGCAAAAAAUAACACCGGUAUUGUGGUAGUAUUAACAGAAGACCAUAAAAUUUAAUUGUUUAAUAUUUGUGUUGAGGAAACGGAGGUAUUUCUUUCAGCAUCGACUAUUAUUGAGUUCGCCUCUUAUCGCAGCUGCCGAAUGGCUUGUUACAGUACUACUUUGUAUAACACGUAUUAACAAUUCCCCUAUUUUAUAAAAGACUUCAAAGGUAUUAAUAAAAAGAAUCUGUCCCCUUGAA